This is a messenger RNA of Striga asiatica, 390 nucleotides long. The record is from the annotation of a GenBank genome assembly. NCBI's taxonomy places the organism in Eukaryota, Viridiplantae, Streptophyta, Magnoliopsida, Lamiales, Orobanchaceae.
AUGCAGUCUCCACUGAGACGGCCCAUGCUUACAUCCUCCGAGCCCAACGUGAUGAAUAGGUCCAUCUCAACUGUUUUCUCGGACAUGCUAUCCGUGGCCUUUUGUCGGGCCCUUCGCCGAUGUUGGGCCGGUUGGGCCUCUAUCCACCCCCACUUGGGCCCGAGGUCGAAAUUCUCGUUCAUGGGAUCACAUUGUAACAUUCCCGCGACCGCCGCCUCGGCGGCGGCGGCGGUGGCCACCGCCACCGCCAUAGCGUGGUUCGGAUCCUCUGCUGGAGACGACCGGAGGCUCUCCUCGUUGGUCUCGUCCGGCGAACUUUCGGCCGGAAAAUGCUCCAGCGACACGACUUCUGGUACUUCGAAUUGCCAUUUUUCUACGCUUUCUUUCUGA